UCUCAGUCCACUGCAUGCUGGAGCUGCUGCUCCGCCUCUACAGCUGGAUUUUCUGGAUGUCAAUGCCUAGGAGAACUACUUACACACACACACACACACACACACACACACAUAUACACAAGGUGUUAUGCUGUUAUUGGACCCGAGCUGCUGAUCUGUGACGAGUAACCGUGAGAACAUGUCCACCAUGCACGAGAAGCUGGAGAGAAUGACUCAGGAGGAGAUCCUGGUAAGAACAGUGGUGGUGAUCCAAGGCCUGGAGGCUCUGAAGAGCGACCAUGACUUCAUGCUGCACAAUCUGACGGAAACCAUCAAGUGCUUGAACGAGGGCGAAAUGGCCGGUCUGGUGCAUGAAAAAUUCUCGCUACUACAGACGUCUGUAGACAAGAUCAAGCUGGGCCUAGAGGAGGCAAAGGUGAUGACAGCUCUUGCUGCCAACCUUCGGGAGCUGGAAUUAGAGAAAUGUGAGCUGCAGUUGCAGGUGUGUCAGCUUGAGCAGGAGAAGAUGCAGCUGAAGGAACACGUAAACUACGUGCAGGAAAAACUGCAGACGUCUGAGCAGAACUUUGCUCAGGUGGAGGAGGAGAAGAAUCACCUGCAGUUCAUGAAUGAGCUUAAGCAGUACAAUCUAGAGCCAUUCCUGGAGAACGGAGAAGAUGAGGAGAUCUUACAAAACAACCUGGAUGAGUUGUUCCCCAAUGAGGAAGAGACGAAUCAAGAAGCCACACCGGAGCAAGAAGGCAGCAUGGCAAUUGCAGCAGCCCAGCAGGAGGACGAUAGGGUCCCUGGACACCUCAAGACCCUCCAUAACCUGGUGAUCCGAUACGCCCAAAAAGGCCACUACGAGGUGGCAGUGCCACUGUGUAAACAGACUUUGGCUAGUCUGGAGAGGACUCUGGGGCAUGAUCACCCUGAUGUAGCUACCAUGCUCAACGUCCUCGCUCUGGUAUACAGGAAUCAGGGUAAGCACGAGGAAGCGUCCCGCCUCCUGUAUGAUGUUGUUGCUAUCAGAAUGAAAACUCUGGGUGAGGAACAUCCAAUGGUGGCCGGUACACUGAAUAAUCUCUCAGUGCAGUAUGGGAAGAUGGGGAGGUUCAUAGAGGCUGAGCCGAUUUGUAAAAGAGCUCUGGAGCUGAAGGAGAAGGUCCUGGGAAUCGACCAUCCAGAGGUGGCAAAGCAGUUGAAUAACCUGGGUCUGAUUUGUGAGAAGCAAGUAAAGUAUGAAGAGGUGGAGUCUUACCUCUGCAGAGCCAUAGACAUAUAUGAGAAGAACCUUUGUCAGGAUGAUCCCCAAUUUGACAAAACAAAGAACAACCUGGCCUCAUGCUAUCUGAAGCAGGGUAAAUACAAGGAAGCUGAGAUCCUGUACAAAGAGAUUCUUACACGAGCUCACAAGAAAGAAUUCGGGACAGUAGACGCUGAAAACAAACCGAUCUGGAUGUACGCUGAGGAGGGCAGAGGCGCAGCAGGUAAUCACUCUCAUCAUGCUGAAUACCGAGAGGGCCAGGUGACCAGCCCUACGAUAAACAUUGCCAUGCGAAAACUCGCAGAAGCGUAUCGAUAUCAAGGCAAAAAUGAAGCAGCAGACAUUAUGGAGGAGUUUAACACGAGGCCACGCAAACAGCCUUCGUUUGCCAUAGUGCAGCGUCUAAAGGAUGCGGAUGAGAGCAGAAGGUCUUCUUCUGACUGUGUUAAGUAUGAACCUAGAGAUGACGGCAUUGUGGCGUGGAACAGGGGUUCUAAUUUGAGAAGAUAUGGAUCUCUGAGUAAAAUGCGAGAGGUGUUACGCAGGAGCAGUGAGAUGCUGGUGAAGAAACUGCAGGACACCGUACUUCAGGAUUCCCCUAACCCAAACUUGAAGAGAGCGGCCUCACUGAAUUUCCUGGACAGGACUGGAGGUUCUCAGACUUUGCAGAGUGGGAGUUCAGGACGAAGGCUGAGAGACAGCCGACCUCGGAGCUCCAGCACCGCGGAGUUGCACAACAACACUGGAAAAUAGAUCACACACACACACACACACACACACACACACACACACACACACACACUAAAACACAAAUUCUUUUCAUUUACCUUGAUGCGCACAUUUAUAUUUUCUAGCUGAUGUACCAAGUGAACGGGAAAUUUUCACUUCUUUUUUUGUUUACUGUACAUUCAAAUUCCUGGUAUUGAUAAUUGAUUAAUGUGUCUGUGCAAUAUGUUUCUAUAGAAACGGUACCAUGGUUGAUAAAAAAUGGCUGCUAUUUUUAAUUCUCCACUCUGAAUUACACACAUUCGUAACUGCCUCGCAUUGAACUGCGAGAGAAAAUCAUUCAAUUGAAAAAAUAACCCGGACUUUACACGUUAGAUCAUUCGUGGUGCUGCCUAAAGAUUAACAACGAGCUCCAGUGCCUGUCAAAAGUUUGAAAACUUCUUGAAUUGUUUGGUUUUCAGAGACACAUGCAUGUUUUAUUUGUUUCUAUGGUAAUGUAGUGGUAUGAAGAUCUCCUUUCAACUAACAAAUCUAUAAAUGUCCAGAUGUUCUACUUUAUUUUUAAUGAAAAGUCCUCCCUUAGCAUGAAAAACAGCAUCCAGACUGGCAAACGUUCAUCUGUACAACUCGCCAAAUUUGUUCUUCACUAGUUGGAGAUUUAUUUCCUUUCUUGUGAUGCAGUUCAUCCCAGAGCAGUUCAAUAGGAUUUAGGUGCGGUGACUGGGCAGGUUGUUCCAGCUCAGACUUACGCUUUUGAACUAUGGAAUGGCAGCCAUGCUGGUUCUAGGAUUCCUUUCACCAUUUAAUCUACAUGUAUAUAAUAAGUGAGCAUGUUCCCCAAAUGUAAACAAAAUCUUGUGAAGUGGUACAUGACAAUAGCUACCGUAUUUUUCGGACUAUAAGCCGCUAAUUUUUCCCAUGUUUUGAACCCCACGGCUUAAACAACGAAGCGGCUUAUUUAUGAAUUUUUCCUUGGUUUUUUCCGGUUUCACAAACU
This is a messenger RNA of Silurus meridionalis, 2969 nucleotides long. RefSeq names its product kinesin light chain 1-like. The record is from RefSeq and is a predicted model, not a curated record. Bases 179 to 1999 code for a protein of 606 amino acids. Gene Ontology annotation, biological process: microtubule-based movement. NCBI's taxonomy places the organism in Eukaryota, Metazoa, Chordata, Actinopteri, Siluriformes, Siluridae. Gene Ontology annotation, cellular component: kinesin complex; membrane-bounded organelle; cytoplasm. Gene Ontology annotation, molecular function: kinesin binding. The transcript is spliced from 16 exons.